This is a messenger RNA of Cyprinus carpio (common carp), 2103 nucleotides long. Its product is annotated as WD repeat-containing and planar cell polarity effector protein fritz homolog. The record is from RefSeq and is a predicted model, not a curated record. Gene Ontology annotation, biological process: establishment of protein localization; cilium organization; nervous system development. Gene Ontology annotation, cellular component: axonemal basal plate. Lineage: Eukaryota; Metazoa; Chordata; Actinopteri; Cypriniformes; Cyprinidae.
CCCUUGGUUCCUUAGUAACGUCGUCGUCCGGAGAAGCUGCGUGAUGCCCUAAUGGAACUAGAGGAGCUGCUGCAGUCAUGCCCGGUCAUGAGUGUCAGAUGGAGAAGCAAACAGUGCUGUCAGCUGCUGUUGAGAUCAGGUGUGUUGGUGACCCUUAUCCUGGGCGGAGCUCAGGUUGAACGAGUGGCCAUCGACAGAACGCUGGUGGGGCGACUACCUGCUGACACCAUCAGUGAUGCGGUGAUUGGCGAUCGCUUCCUGCUAUUCACACUGAUGGAGAGGAGUCAGGUGUGUCAGGUUUACCUGAACAGGAAGAACCAGAGCUCACCUGAGCCAGCACGACACAUGGAGAAACUCACAGCUGCAGAGAUUAAGGUUUCAGUGGUGGAUUUACCUGGUGGAGGACGACGAGUGGAGCGCCGCGUGGGGCUGAACCGGACGCAGGAUGUGGUCGUGUGCUGGUGGCCCCUCUGUAACGAGGAGGUUAGGCCUUGGUCUCCUGUCCCUAGUGCAGUGGACAGGGCCAACCUAGUGCUGCUCGCCUGCUCGGAUACACCAGGGCUUACGGUUUUGAGCUCUAUCCGAACUGACGGGAACCCUAUAGACUGCAGAUUCAGUUUGACCCAACCCUACCAUGUCCUGACCCUGGAACUGCACCAAGAGGCCAAAUACUCCACGUCUGAGCUGUACGAGGAGGCCCAGACUCCUGAAGUCCAAAACUGUGUGUAUGAAUAUGCUCGCGGACGUCUCCAACGUCUGUCCGGCUCUCCUCUACCCCUGACAUCCAAACCCAUAACCUGUUGUCGUGACCCGCUGGAGCGCUGGGUUCUCUUGGGGCUUCAGGACUGCUCUGUGGUUCUUUUUGACCCACAGUCAGGCCACUCCCAGUGGGCCUCCUGCUCCAUGGUGCCGGUGGUACUGGCAUGGCAUCCUUCAGGAGCUCUGCUGAUGGUGGGCGGAAGUCAAGGCGAGCUCCAGUGCUUUGAUAUGGGGCUCUCGCCUCUCCCUCUGCGGCUAGUGAAUGAAGAACCGACUCCUAACUCUAUAGGCCCCAGCCUGCAGCUCUCUCAUCACAUAAAAACCUCUGAGGGGCUAGAGGAGGUCCAAUGGGCCUACUGUCCGAUAUCCCAUGGAAAUGAGGGUCUGGAGGCAAAUGACUUACUGUUGCUUCGGUUUAAUGGAGGGCCGCUUGCUGCACUGAGGCUAAGACUAGGUGUGUUCAGUGGCGCUCAGCUAGGCCCAGGUGAUAUGGUACAGCACCGUUUGCACUGUGAGGAGGUGGAUGCAGCACUGGGAAUUCUGGGUAAUAUGGACUGGGCCAUGAUGGGAGCAGAGUGUUACAGGUCACUCAUCUCCAUCACAGAUCACCUGCUGAGAAAACCACUGGACCAGCAAACUGAAGGUCAGUUGGAAGCGGCAUUGGGGAUAUUUUAUGCCCCCUGCAGACCCCUCUCAAACACUGUCAUACUGGAGUACAGAGACCCCAUCAGCAGAUACGCCCGCCGAUUCUUCCAUCACCUGCUCAGACACCAGCGGUUUGAAAAAGCCUUCUUGCUGGCUGUAGAUAUCGGUGCGAGAGAUCUAUUUAUGGACCUCCAUUACGUGGCAGCAGAUAAGGGUGAGGUGGUGUUAGCCGCUGUAGCCAAGAAGAAGGCUAAUGAAAUAGACACAGAGGCACAAACAUUGGCACCAGAUGAGUGUCAGUCAGCGUACGAAGGGCAGAGUAGAGUCAAACUACCAUCAACCAUCAGUGAGAGGCAUGUUCACGACUUCAAACACUUGAGCACUGCAUCAAGUAGGGCUGGAGAAAAGUCAACCUCUGAGGCUACAGAUGACUUCUCGAACACCCUCACAAGUCAUCGCACCUGGAAACACACAGAAAUUAACCUUGCUGACCAGAACACCCAGGUGUCUGAGGAGGGGAAACUGAAAGUUAUUCAUUUUGGUUUAGUGUAAAUAUACAUAUUUUGUAGAAUUAAUAGGUUUUAUUAUUUGUAUUAUUUUUUUAUUAUUAUUUUUUUACUGAAAGAAACAGUGUAACAGAUUAAAUGUGCUUAAACCAUAAAAACUACUUUUAAAUAAAAUGUUUUGCAAUUCUUCUGA